Messenger RNA from Arabis nemorensis, 675 nucleotides. Lineage: Eukaryota; Viridiplantae; Streptophyta; Magnoliopsida; Brassicales; Brassicaceae. The record is from the annotation of a GenBank genome assembly.
AUGUCGAUGAAUGGUGGAGAUAACGUGAAACGCUACCAGGAGGAGGUCGUGUCGAAAUCCGAUUUGAUGAAAUUGAGACCAUCCUCUUGUCUGCUGGGUGGAGAAGACGAAGAUUACCAGGGGGAGGUCGAGUUAUUGAUUCGAAUGUUGAAACUCCACGAGGAGGAGGUCGACUUCUCGAUUCGAGUGUCAAACGCCGGUGGGUUCGACAUCGAGCAUUUGAUGGACUCGAGACCAUCCUCUUGUUUGUUGAGCUGUUAUAGCAACUGUACAAAUCUUGAUGAUUUGCGCUGCUGGGAAGUUUUCCUUUACGCUAGGAUGGGGAUCCACAAGUACAAUAUGAUACAGGGGACGAACUUGGAGAUCAGUUACAUUGAGAAAUACAAUCUUCUACAUAACCCGCAAUAUCACUCUUACAGUAUCACUUUGGCUGCAAAGGAUCCAGAUGCAGGCGGUUCUCUUGUACCUUUUCAGACGAGGGUUGUUGUACGAGGCCGUGAAAUCAAAAAAAUGUCUUGCCCUGUUGCUAGAAUCAAGCCCGGACCACAAGAGAACCACUCUUUGCAAUCUACGCCACCCCUAAUGGUAGAUGAUUUCUACAAAGGUACAUUGCCUGUGUGGCCUUCCUCAGACGAUGUGUUCGCUGACGAAAACCGCCUAAGCUCUCAAAGUUGA